UUUGAGGACGCGGGGCGGACGGACGGACGGACGGACGUCCUGCUGCGCGGCGGGAGGCGCAUGGCGGGGAUGGCGCUGGCGCGGGCCUGGAAGCAGAUGUCGUGGUUCUACUACCAGUACCUGCUGGUCACGGCGCUGUACAUGCUGGAGCCCUGGGAGCGGACCGUGUUCAAUUCGAUGCUGGUCUCCGUCGUGGGCAUGGCGCUGUACACUGGCUAUGUCUUCAUGCCCCAACACAUCAUGGCAAUACUACACUACUUUGAAAUUGUACAGUGACGAAGAUGUGGCCAGGAUCAGAGGUUCCUGGGGAAGACCCACCCGAUGAAGUUGGAGUGAGACGUCAUCAGAUAAGAAACUACUGGCUGUCAACACAACCACCCUUACCCAUACAAAGACUAGGCUCCAUGAGGGGAGCAGGAGAACCAUUCUGACUCAUGUAUCGUAUUCUUUAUUUUUAAUUUUACAAGAGGCUCUUCUACAGUAGUUUUUGUCUAUUUUAACAUUGUAGUCAUUUGUACUUUGAUAUCAGUAUUUUCUUAACCUUUGUGACUGUUUCAAUAAGACCCUGUGAAAGCUUUUCUUAAUGUCACUUUGAGUACAUCUUAAUUGCCUUCUAUUUUUAAGACCCCAGGUCAUUAGUUGGGCUUUACUGUUCUUGCUAUUGUAUGGCAUAUACAGCUGCCUGGACAUAUUUCUACUCUUGACCAAAGUUUUGUAAGAAACAAUACAAGAUUUGGGGAGGGGGAGGGAAGACAUUUUAUUGAGAACUAUGUACACAAGACUUCUCUGUAAGCUUGAACUCAGGAGGACAUUAGCUAUCUAGCCUCUUAACAGCUUUUGCUCUAAAACUACUAACAUGUUUCUUAGUCUGGAAGAAGUAAAGAUCUUGCUAAAAUUAAUAUAAAGAACAUUUCAUCUUUUAAAUAUUUAAUUCUUAUGUGGAUUUAUUUCCAGAAAACUUAAGUGGUGAUUCUUGUGCCAGUGGGUGCUUGGUUAAGUGGCAUUAUUCUGUAAUGCUUAGAUACACUGUAGACUUUUUAAUAGAAGGCAAAUCAGUUUCCUGUAAGGCACUGUUAACAGUGUAUGUACUUAAAAUUUAAUUUUAUGAUUGUAACAGGUGCUGUAGAUGCAUUUGCACAUUGUGAUGGAUGUGAUGAAAUGAAUUGUUAAAUCUGUAGCAAAAAGAAGUAUAAUCUUGGUUAAAAUCCUUUCACUCUUUGUAUUUUUAAAAGAUUUUUAUUUCUUAGAUGUAAAAUGACUACCUAAUUUUUAAUGUAAGCUCAUUAAAUUCAAAGAGAAAAAAUUA
Messenger RNA from Jaculus jaculus (lesser Egyptian jerboa), 1306 nucleotides. It is a transcript of the gene Sptssa, whose product is annotated as serine palmitoyltransferase small subunit A. Bases 61 to 276 code for a protein of 71 amino acids. Gene Ontology annotation, biological process: ceramide biosynthetic process. The transcript has 2 exons. NCBI's taxonomy places the organism in Eukaryota, Metazoa, Chordata, Mammalia, Rodentia, Dipodidae. Gene Ontology annotation, molecular function: serine C-palmitoyltransferase activity. Gene Ontology annotation, cellular component: serine palmitoyltransferase complex. The record is from RefSeq and is a predicted model, not a curated record.